AUGGACUCCUCUUUCGCCGGAAAACGAGCCCUGGUCACGGGGGCGGGAAAAGGAAUCGGCAGGGCGACGGCGCUGGCUCUGGCUCGCCAUGGGGCUAAGGUCGUGGCGGUCACACGAACUCAGGCUGACCUGGAUAGCCUUGUGCAGGAGUGCGCGUCCAUCACCCCCGUGUGCGUGGACCUGGCAGACUGGCCUGCAACGGAGGCGGCGCUGCAGGGCGUGGGACCCAUCGACCUGCUGGUGAACAAUGCCGCCUGUGCCACACUGCAGCCGUUCCUUGAGGUCACAGCUGAGCAGUUUGAGCGAUCCUUUGACGUGAACGUGAAAGCUGUGCUGCAUGUGUCACAGAUCGUGGCUCGUGGGAUGAAGGCUCGAGGAUCAGGAGGCUCCAUCGUCAACCUGUCCAGCCAGGCGUCCCAGUGCGCCCUCCGGGACCACGCGGUCUACUGUGCCACCAAAGGGGCUCUUGACAUGCUGACCAAGGUGAUGGCACUGGAACUGGGACCUCACCAGAUCCGGGUGAACAGUGUGAACCCCACUGUGGUGAUGACGGACAUGGGGCGUCUGGGCUGGAGCGACCCGCAGAAAGCCGCGACCAUGUUGUGCCGCAUCCCGCUGGGCCGCUUCGCAGAGGUGGACGACGUGGUGGACAGCAUUCUGUUCCUGCUCAGCGACAGCAGCAGGAUGACCAACGGAGUCACCCUGCCGGUGGACGGGGGCUUCCUGGCCUGCUGAGUCUCCCCAGCGUGAAAAUAAAGUCAGCUUCUGCACAACC
Oryzias latipes (Japanese medaka) is the source of this 775-nucleotide messenger RNA. It is a transcript of the gene dcxr, whose product is annotated as dicarbonyl/L-xylulose reductase. Gene Ontology annotation, biological process: glucose metabolic process; xylulose metabolic process. Lineage: Eukaryota; Metazoa; Chordata; Actinopteri; Beloniformes; Adrianichthyidae. Gene Ontology annotation, molecular function: carbonyl reductase (NADPH) activity; L-xylulose reductase (NADPH) activity. The record is from RefSeq and is a predicted model, not a curated record.